GCGCAUCGCGCUCGAGCAAACUCUCAGUUUGCAUCCUCCUCUCCUCGCCUGUGCUCACUCGCUCUGAGCUCCCCUCUGUCUCCCUCCUCCUCUCUUCAUCUGCCAGUUGCUCUCCUCAUCAAACCUCGUGAGUUCUCUCGUGAGGGCUUUUCCUCUUAACAUCUGCGACGACUUCUCGCUCGAAGAUACAAAAACUUAUUUUUUUCUUCCUGCUAAGCCUGCUAGACACUGAGACCCAACUGCCACCAUGGAGGCCAUCAAGAAGAAGAUGCAGAUGCUGAAGUUGGACAAGGAGAACGCCCUCGACAGGGCAGAGCAGGCUGAGUCGGACAAAAAGGCAGCAGAGGAUAAAUGCAAGACGCUGGAGGAUGAGCUGCUGGCCAUGCAGAAGAAACUGAAGGGAACGGAGGAUGAGCUGGACAAGUACUCCGAGGCCCUGAAGGACGCUCAGGAGAAUCUGGAAAUGUCGGAGAAGAAGGCCGGAGACGCCGAGGGCGAUGUGGCAUCUUUGAACCGCAGGAUCCAGCUGGUGGAGGAGGAGUUGGACCGUGCUCAGGAGAGACUGGGCACGGCCCUGCAGAAGCUGGAGGAGGCCGAGAAGGCUGCGGAUGAGAGCGAAAGAGGCAUGAAGGUGAUUGAAAACAGAGCCAUGAAGGACGAGGAGAAGAUGGAGAUUCAGGAGAUGCAACUCAAAGAGGCCAAACACAUUGCAGAGGAGGCCGACCGCAAAUACGAGGAGGUUGCCCGUAAACUGGUCGUCCUGGAGGGUGAGCUGGAGAGAGCGGAGGAGAGGGCGGAGAUUUCAGAACUCAAAUGUGGCGACCUGGAAGAAGAGCUCAAGAUUGUCACCAACAACCUCAAGUCGCUAGAGGCUCAGUCUGAUAAGUACUCUGAGAAAGAAGACAAAUAUGAGGAGGAGAUAAAAGUCCUGAAUGACAGACUUAAGGAGGCCGAAACCCGUGCAGAGUUUGCAGAGAGGACAGCGGCUAAGCUGGAAAAGUCCAUAGAUGACUUAGAAGAUAACCUAUCUGAAGCAAAAGGGGAAAACGCAGGAAUUCAACAACUCCUGGACCAAACACUGCAGGAGCUGAAUAGCUUGUAAAAGGCCAAGAAGGACAUCAAGCAAUUAAAAAAAAACAUUUUAUAAAAGCUCAUUUCUACAUUCCCUCGGGUUCCUGUAAUUUCUCUCAUGUCUGAUUGUUAAAACAUGUACCCCAUUUUUUAUAUAUUUAUGUGUCUUCCUUCUUUUCCCUUUUUUAAAAUGUUUUGGGUCCAUAUGGGAUUUUAGUUUCGGUGCUGGAAUGACCAAACUCUUGGCACAAAUAAAACUGAUGAUGAUUAUUAAAUGGCUUUAAUGUUCAA
This is a messenger RNA of Scophthalmus maximus (turbot), 1362 nucleotides long. RefSeq names its product tropomyosin 4b (gene tpm4b). Gene Ontology annotation, cellular component: actin filament. Gene Ontology annotation, molecular function: actin filament binding. Gene Ontology annotation, biological process: actin filament organization; muscle contraction. The record is from RefSeq and is a predicted model, not a curated record. The transcript is spliced from 9 exons. Lineage: Eukaryota; Metazoa; Chordata; Actinopteri; Pleuronectiformes; Scophthalmidae. Bases 248 to 1102 code for a protein of 284 amino acids.